AUGCAGCUGCCUAGUAUUGAAGUAGAGGAUGGGGGUGAUCUUUUUGGCAAGUUUGAUUCCUAUGGAGGUGGUCGAAUGGGUAGUUCAGGGUUUGGCCGCAGUGGACCUAGCCGUUUUGGUUCUAGUCGUGGUGGAUUUGGCAAUUCAGGAGGGGGUUUCGGUAGUUCUUCUGGAAGGAUGGGUGGCUUUGGCCCAUCUAGUGGCUCUGGUUUUGGCCGCUCCGGGGGCUACGGUGAUUCUGAUUUGGGAUCUGGUCGCUCUGGUGGUUUUGGUGGAUCUGGUUCAGCCUUCGGAAGAUCUGGCAGUAUUGGUGACUCAAAUUCAGGCCGCUCUGGCGGUUUUGGCAACUCGGGUUCAGGACCGUCUGUUGGUUUUGGACGGUCGAGUGGCGGUUUUGGUGAUUCAAGUUCAGGUCGCUCUGGUGGUUUUGGCAACUCGGGUUCAGGACAGUCCGGCGGCUUUGGACGGUCGAGUGGCUUUGGCAACCAGGAUAUAGGGUGGUCUGGUGGUUUUGGGAACAGGAGUUCACGUCAGUUUGGCAGCUUAGGUGACUCCGGCCAUAAUUGCAGUGCAGAUGAUUCUGGCAAUGCGGAAGUAGUUCUUGGAAGCACAAUGGAAAUUUGAAUAAUAGCCUGCCAUGACCAAUGAGUUUUUACCAUGUAAUUCAGAUAUAAGGUUAGUGUUCCUUUUUUAUCUGGUAUUAUUUUAUAUGGUG
This is a messenger RNA of Phalaenopsis equestris, 715 nucleotides long. RefSeq names its product DEAD-box ATP-dependent RNA helicase 9-like. The record is from RefSeq and is a predicted model, not a curated record. Bases 1 to 624 code for a protein of 207 amino acids. NCBI's taxonomy places the organism in Eukaryota, Viridiplantae, Streptophyta, Magnoliopsida, Asparagales, Orchidaceae. The transcript has a single exon.